Cylindrotheca closterium is the source of this 1296-nucleotide messenger RNA. NCBI's taxonomy places the organism in Eukaryota, Bacillariophyta, Bacillariophyceae, Bacillariales, Bacillariaceae. The record is from the annotation of a GenBank genome assembly.
AUGAUUACAUUCCUUGCGGCAGUGCUGAUAUUUUCUCUUCAAACAAAUCCAGUGCUGUCGCUUUGGGUGCAAAACUGCAAAAAUGGAGCGAGAUUUAACAGAAUACGGAUGACUAAAGAUGAUUUUGUUUCCAAAACAUCUGAAUGCCCAUUUUCCAAGGCAUUUCCCCGCUACAAAAUCGACUUAUCGCGACUGAAAGAGCAUUCAAAACAUUCUUGGUUUUCCUCUCCAUUUCAAGUCAUAUCGAACUCUGUUCAGCGGUCCAAACUCGAAGGAAUGUUGACUCAAGGCGAAGAGAUCCAUUGGGAUUCUGAGGUGGAAGGUGUCUCUGCCAUGUCGUUACUUUGGCAUCGUUCCUCCCAAAUGAUUUCAAAUGCACGAGUACUUAGUUCCGAGAUUGUUGCAUUACCUGAAGCUAAUUUACAGCUUGUUCAAAACUGGGUUGAGAUAGUCCAGUGGAUGAGUGACGGCGACGACUCCCUUCUAAGAGCCUCACUCCUCACCAGCGAAUCGUCUGGUGUUUCCGUGCCGGCAGUACGAAUAGAGUUGCUAGGUACACUUGAAGAUGAUUUGGAGGACAAUUUAGGGCCGACAACCAAUACGGAUAGUGCAGAUGUUUUGAAUGCUCGAACUCGAGCUUGGGUGAAACGUAUUUUGGUGGAACAGGGCAUUUGCCCCUUUACCAAAAGCGCUACCAAAAGUGGACACGGUUUGAGUGAUGUCGGGGUCCCAGUCGGAACAAUUGCGUACCAUGCAUCUUUUGCGGAGGAUGCUUUCCACCUUUUCGCAGACACAUGGAAAGCAAUCGACGAGAUGAUAAAGGCUGGGCCAAGUGGAAAGACUGGCGUGAGCAGUAUCUUGCUGGCAGCACCAGCCUUUGACGAUGAUUUUGAUUUUUGGGCGGGACCAAUCUUUGCAAUGUUAGAAGCUUCAGUAGUUGCUGCACAAGCGCAGGAACAGAUUGGCGUAGUAUGCUUCCACCCGCAAUAUGCCACUCCAGACGGCAAAUCAUGGCCAGGAUUCGGGCACAUGCACUCUUUACCACGGUUACAGAAGUGGUAUCUAGAACACUCCGAUUCGAAAGACUUGACAACUGAUGACAUUGCUGCUGGAGGUGCAUGGCAGCGACGGACACCACAUGCGACGAUAAAUGUUCUGAGAGCAGACCAAUUGGAAGCAGCAGAAUCCAAACGAAUGUCAGGUUCAAUGUAUACCGAAAACAUCGAAAAGCUUAUCCGCUCUAUUGGAUCUUCAAAACUGGCCGAUGACUUGGAGCAAGAACGACAGCUUGUUUAG